AUGAAUAAGUCUUCACUCUUGGUCCUCCUAUUCUGCUUCUCAGCAACCUUCGCCGCAGUUCCAGUGGCCAUGAACUGCCCAGAUGGCUGGAAAUGGUUCAUUAGAUCCCGUGGUGGCUGGUGUAUGAAGGUCUUUGUUGAAACUCUCGUACAAGAAAAGGCCGAAGAAAAGUGUGUAGCCCAGGGAGCCACUAUCGCCGGAGUCCAGAAUGCCAAUGAAAGCGCAUGGAUGAGAUCCGAAUUUGAAUCCCAAUAUAAAACACCUGCAUACAUGUGGGUCGGAGGUAAACGUAUCAAGCCUUGUUUGAAUUCUGGGCUCACUGCUGCAUGCUCAAGGGUCACUUCAUUCUAUUGGACUGACAAGUCUACUGUAGGAGUUCAAGGAUUUACCUGGAAGGAGGGGGAACCCAAUAAUCAUGGAGGAGGAGGGCAGUGGUGCCUUCAACUCAUGAGUAACACUGGAUUGAUGGAUGACGUUAAUUUGGAAAUUCAAGCUGAGGCUAAGUGUGAAGAACAUGGAGCAUUCAUUGCUGCCGAUUUGGAAUCUUUUCUAAAGGCUCCUGGAUACUUUUGGAUUGGAGCCAAACGUAUCACCCCUUGUAGGUAUGUGGGAAUCACUAAUAGGUGCUCACAGAUCACAUGGUUUUAUUGGAUUGAUGAGUCAACUGUCGGAGUUCAAGGGUUCCGGUGGUUGCUUUCAGAACCGAAUAAUGUGAAAUGGUCUGACAAAAGUUCCGGAUAUGUUUGCGGGAAGGUUGCGUCGUUUGAUUAA
Caenorhabditis briggsae is the source of this 771-nucleotide messenger RNA. Lineage: Eukaryota; Metazoa; Nematoda; Chromadorea; Rhabditida; Rhabditidae. The record is from RefSeq and is a predicted model, not a curated record. The transcript has 7 exons. Bases 1 to 771 code for a protein of 256 amino acids.